This is a messenger RNA of Gigantopelta aegis, 7670 nucleotides long. Its product is annotated as fatty acid hydroxylase domain-containing protein 2-like. Bases 114 to 1079 code for a protein of 321 amino acids. Gene Ontology annotation, biological process: sterol biosynthetic process. The transcript has 7 exons. NCBI's taxonomy places the organism in Eukaryota, Metazoa, Mollusca, Gastropoda, Neomphalida, Peltospiridae. Gene Ontology annotation, molecular function: iron ion binding; C-4 methylsterol oxidase activity. The record is from RefSeq and is a predicted model, not a curated record.
GUUUGCCCUUAGUUUAUCACGUGAUAUUUUUAUUUUUAUUUUGACAAUUCGUCCGUCAACACUAAAAAGAUCUUUUUAAAAGGACUGUUGUUUGUGGAUGUUACUCUGAAGCAAUGGUUGUUACAAGCCAGCUGUUUGACUCUUUCAAGAAGGCUCUCGUCGUAGUCGGCUCGGCUCUUCUCGUCUUUAUCGCUGCAAGAAAUUCUAUCACAUGGCAUGCACAGCGGUUUUGGGGAGCUUCAGGGAGCUUUUGGCAAGCUCAGUGGGAGAAUAUCUACGCGUUAUUUGGAAAGGAUGACAUGGCCAUUGGAAUUUGGGGUACAUUUAUUGUGACAAACCUUGUCUUCUGGCUGUUCAAUAUCUUACUGAUGGUGCUGGAUUUGACUGGAUGGCCGGCAAUUCUCAAAUGCUACAAAAUACAACCAGACAAAAACAACCCUUUAAGCAAAGCCGACCUGCUGCGUGUAGUGUACCGGGUCUCAUUCAACAGUUUGUGUCUGAGUCUACCUCUGAUGGUGAUCAUGUACUGGAUGUACAAACUGCGGGGCUGUGAGUUCGGCGGUGAGCUGCCCACCUUCCACUGGGUGCUGCUGGAACUCACUAUCUUCACCAUGGUCGAGGAGGUCGCUUUCUACUACUCACACAGACUGUUCCACCAUCCGAAGCUGUACAAGCACAUCCACAAGAUCCACCACGAGUAUACUGCUCCAUUUGGCCUGGUGUCGGUGUACGCCCACCCCAUAGAGCACGUGAUUGCCAACCUGGUCCCACCCAUGCUGGGACCCUUGAUCAUGGGCUCCCACCUGGCCACCGCGUGGAUGUGGUUUAGUCUCGCCCUCAUGUCCACCACCGUGUCACACUGUGGAUACCAUUUCCCAUUUCUGCCUUCCCCUGAGGCACACGACUUCCACCAUCACAAGUUCAACCAGAACUAUGGAGUGCUUGGAGUCCUCGACCGCCUGCAUGGCACCGACAAUCAGUUCCGUAAUUCCCACGCCUACCAGCGACACUUCCUGCUCCUCAGCCUUAGUCCCGCACAGCAGCAGUACCCAGACUCGCCAAAGAAGAAGUCCACAUAAUGACAUGCGGCGGCCUGUGUGUGGGGAUACGUGGUGUGCCACAUCUAACAGAUAUAUUCUAGCUUUAGUAGUCUGACAGUGAGAAAUAACGUAACAGGUCUGAUUUUUAUUAACUUCAGAUUAACAAAAGUACACUGUAGUUAAUGGGUAGAUAGAUAUAUGUUUAUGGCAGACUGGGCAUUUUUCAAAUACAUAGUAUACAUACAUAACCAGGCAUAGGAAGGUGCCAAAAAAUUGGGGGGGGAGGGGGUCACACUUUUAUAUUUACACACUUUUACACUAUUAUAAAGCAAAUAUAAAACAAAAUAUCUGAAAAGUGUGGUGGGGGGGGGGGGCACAUGUCCCCCUUGCCCCCUCCCCGCUUCCUACACCAGUGGGUGUUACAUGUGCAUCAUGUCUUUGUUUGUUUUGGUACAUUUCUCUAAAGCAUGAUGCUAUAGAUUGGACAUAUUGACAUACGUGAUUCACUGAUACUUAUAUUUCUCUUAGAACUCUUAGACCUCCUGUUUCUGUUGUUAACACAUUCUGCCAGUUGUUUUACCCCACUGCCCAAGAAUUAAAAACACAAAAGAAAGAAAAGUGAAACAAGAUUGAAUGUGGCAAACACCUUAUUGUCAAGAGUUAAACCCAGUUUUGAUUUACAUUCCUUCUUUUCCUUUACCUUCUUUCUUUUUUCUAAAUGUUUACAUGGAUUUUGUUUUUUCAGUUUAAGAUAUCUCAUAUUCUACAUUUUCAUUUUCCUAUAAUUAAAUUUUUAUUAAUUCCACAAAAUUUGCUUGUCAGUAAAUAACAGAUAUUUCAUUGUUGAUUUGAUAAUAUCAAGAUAGACACGGCUGUGAUACAUGCUCCUAGGUGUUAGAUCUCCACUUGAAUGGUUUUCAUUUACUUAUGUUGUAGUGGGUUAUUGUAAAUUAUUUAAGGUCAGUUUAAAUGUAGACAAGUAAAAAAACCAAUUAGAAAUACAGAUAACUUUAUUUGUAAAGGACAGUACCUAAAGAAAUAAAAUAUUGCUAGAAUAUACGGUCCAAACGUAACAAACAAAGGAAAAUAAACAAGACAAAAUGGCUAAAGAAAAGCUGAAACCUAAAAAGUGACAUUGGUGAAACAAAAGUUAAAUAAAAAGUUGUACAGAAAGUAGUUAAGGAUUAAAGUUCAAAGGCCAUUAAAACAAUGAAGCUGAUAGCAAUUUUAAGCAGUGGAUAUAGUUAUGUGUGGCAAUGAGCGAGAAUUUACCCUUUACCCAUGUGUAGGAUAAUUUUGCUCUGGUAUUUAUUCAGUAUGAAAUAUCUGCUACCAGGGCUUAUAAAACUUUUUUUUAAAGUGUAGACUUAAAUCUUAAAUCAUAUCACACACAUUGAAUUUGUAAGGUUUUGCCAUGACGUUAAAGUCUUAGCAUUUUAUUAAAGACUUGAGUUUAGACUUCAAUUUUUUUUUUAUAAAACAUGUGGUAAAGGAUCAUGUUAAUGACAUUCAUAUCAGUCAACAUCAUCUGUUUGGUAUUGGGUCCAUUGUGAUAAGCUAAAGACUAAUAGACUCCCAUCAUAUGCAGUCAUGUGGGAUAGAAAAAGUACACCCAAGGUGGUGGAAAUUGCAACCCGGGACGAGUCUUUUAGUGAAGGUUUUAAUAACAAAAUAUUGAUCUAAAACUAACCAACUCGCAUUGAUAUGACGUCAUAUAUUACCAAUGCUGUAAUCAUGUUAGAUUCAAUGACGUCAUAACCUAUGCAAGACGGGUUUAUUCCGCAUGGGCUGACAUCAUGGAAUGGGUCUGUUUUGCAUGGCUAGGGAUGGGAGAAAAACAUGUUUCUCUGUUCUAGUAGCAGUUACUGAUGAAAUACCUGUAAUUGUUUUCAUCAUUUUGAACUAUUUUUAAUUAUUUAUUUAUUUCAAACGUUUAAUCUCUGCCUUAUUUUCGUAUUUGUGGCAUUGCUUUUAGAAGAGAAAUUUAGCUGAAGCUGAUACAGUUUUAAAUUGUUUAUAAAUGUUUAAAUUUGAUUGUAUUACAAAAUCUGUAGUGAAUACAAUACGCAAACAAUUUGUGAAUGUGUGUGGUUCUUGAUAAGCCAGUUCGCUUGAGUAUUUACUGUUCUCUGUCAACAUUGGACAUAUUAUUUUGUACCACAAAAGUAAAAAUUAUUGAAAUCUCUUUUUUUAAUGUUAUUUAAUAAAAGUUAUCGUUUAGAAAAAUGUACACCUACAAUGUUUUUGGUAUAAAGUAUUAAUCAUAUUUAAGUUCCUCAAAGCACAAUGUAUAUUUUACUCAACUGUCAGUAAAUCAGUUUGUCGGUCACAAAAUGUUAUCUGAUUUACAACAGUACUUAGACAACUUACAAGUUACAGAUUUAGUAGCAAACAGUUAAAAUAUUUCAUCAAUACAAUUUCUGUGAUUAUUCAUUGAGUAAAUUAUUAAACUCCAAAUAUUUUUUAAAUUUUUGUUUUAUUUUGGUCUGGUUAACAUACUUUCUUUAGUUUACUUCAUUUAACUUUUUACCAUUAUACGAUCAUGUAUUUGAGAAUCUUUCUUUGUUUAUAUUUUCUCUUAUGUUUACUUGAUUUAGCCAUUUAUUUGUCAGUAUGUUCAAUUUUGUUUAGCAUUUGUAUUAGUUAUGUCAUAUAGGCUCUGCAUAUUUGGUUAGCCCUUUAUCAAUAACUCAAUAACUCAAAGAUGUUAUAAAUACUAAUUUAAUAUUGACAUUUAAAAAAAUGAAACUCUUCCUUCCAUUAUCAGUAUAAUAUUACACUUUUUUUUACAUACAGCCUGUGCCAUGAGUAUGUUAUUUUGAAUUGUCCAUGUAUUGUGAUAUGAAGUCAAUCUGUUGAAAUCUCUCCUCCUGUGGUCUUACACCAUUAGGUCAGUGUCACUUCAACAUGCUUUUAAGCACAUCAAUGCAAUUUUUCUUCUUUUUUUUUUUUAUUAUUUUACAUAUACUAAUAUUUGUUUUGCCAUUUUAUAUUGUGAAAUGUUUUGGUUGUAAUGAUACUAUACAAUGUAUUUAUAUGAGUGUGUUUAUUCUAGUUUUCUUGAUAUAUGUAUAUGUAAGUCAAAUAUUUCUGUCUAUAAAGUCAUGUGAUGUUUAUUUUUAUCAUUAUAGUCAGUUACUGAUGAUUCCAUUUAAUAUUCAGAUGAUGUAAAAAAAACAAAAAAAAAAAAAAACAAUGUUAAAUAAGAAGUAUGACAUUUCAUGGACAGAAUUAUUUGUAGUGUUAAAUUAUGCAUAGGUGUUGCAAGUGGGGGUUUGCAGGGGGCACUGCUUCCCAUCUCUAAAGAUAAUGCAUCCUGCCCCCUGCCCCCUGCCCCCCAGUUGAAAAUCAAGUUAAUAUAUAGCUGAAGUUUUAUCAUUUUUCGACACCUAUGCUUUGUUUGUUUUUUGUUGUGGUUUCUUUUAAGGAUAUGUAAUUUUAGUGCAUGCAUUAUCACCUAGUGCCAGUUUGAUGGAAUCGGUAAUAAACUAAUUAGUGCUUUAAUUUUAUUCACACUUUCUGAAAAGGGUUUUGUUAAAGCCACUGAACGUGGUUUUGUAGGCAGUAUAAAAUAUCUUAAAGGCAUACUGUCACAGAUGUAAGGGCCUUAUUUCAUUAAAAGUGGAUAAUAAAUAAUAAUUACAUUAAUUUUUGAAAACCGAAACUGGUUAUUGCAUCAUCCUAACUGAACCAUGAUGGAGUGAAAUCCAUGUCAACCCUCUUGGCAAUGUUAGUUUUUUUUAAUUAUGGACUAUUGCCAUAAUUCAUUUAUUUUUACAAAAUAUCAUUAAUAAGUGGAGUAUAGUGGUUACGUUGAUGGUUGAAUAAAGUACAUUUAGGGACAAAUCAAAUUUAUAUUUUUUCAGGUAAUACUUUGUUAGGCCAUUUAAUAGGUAAGUGGCCUGUGACAAUAUGCUUUUAAGUUAUUAUAGCUUUUUUACCAUUAUCUUACACAUUAGUUAAAUCAAAAGUUUUAUCAAAUACAACUUGCUUCCUGGUGUCUGUGGUAGCUUGAAAUUGGGGUUUUUAUUGUAAACAAAAAAAGUAUAUACCUCGAAAACAAAGUUCAGCGGCUUUAAAAAUAAUAAUAAUAAAAAUAAAAAAUAGUAUUAAUAUCUGUAUGUAAUUAAUGGCUUAAUAUCAAAAUAAAACUGUAGGCUAGUUUGAAAUUGACAGCUUUGAAAUAUUGCUGGUGUUUUGUUUAUAUAUGAAGAGUGAUUCUGUCAGUUAAUUAGUCUUCUUUACACAGACACAAGUUUUGGGGAUAACUAAAUAUUUAAUCAUCAGAAAGGUUAAUUUCAUUAUGAUUUUAAUAAUGGCGAACCUUCAUUUGUUUCAUUCACUGUAUUAAUUUACCUGCAAGCUAAUUACGGUUUGCUAGAUUUUAACUUAAAUAUUUUGUUUUCAGAUAUUGUUUUGAUUUGUUUUGUUUUGUUUGAUAUUUGGGGUUAGUAGUUUUAUGUUUGGUUCUUUGUGCUAAAUUAACGUAAAGUGGAGAUGUUUAUCAUUGAUAUAUACUAACUCAACUUUAGCUUGCGAUGUACCAACUCUGUUACGAUAAAUUAUUUGUACACUUCUUAAAUUUGUACAACAUGUGAUCGAUUGGACUAUGUGAUUUGGAUGAUCCAUACAGCAACAUAGCAGUGCAUGAAUACAAUUGAAUGGUCCACGGGAAUAACCGAGGAUGUCCAAAAAGAUAGUCAAUAUUAUAAUGGUCGCGUAUGUCAAGGUCACAAUGACACAACUUAAAAUCCUAUAAUUAUGGUAGUCCAUUAAAAGCAGUUGGUAAAUUAUGCAUUUUUAGGUAUAAAUAUACGACGAUUGCAGAGUUGUAAAUGUUAAUAUAGGAAAAUACCACCAUGCUAAAAUGUGACAUCACAAGUUAUAUGUCAUUCUUCGAAAACAAUAAAUGCAUGCAAUUGCUUUGUUUGACUUAUGUCUUUCAAAAUAUCUCUGGCGAAUGUGGAGUAGUCUAUUUUGUUUUUAUGUUACACAAUUCUGGGAACAUAUUAGCAUAUUUAUGCAGAUUUAAAAGAAAUAAUGACUGAUACAUUAAUAGAUGUGUAUAUAUUUGCAAGGUAUCACAAAACUGAAGGAUUAGUAUUAUUGUAUUUUAAAUGAUUGUAAGAUCAUUACAUAGUUUUGUAUUGUUAUUCAAAUUGCAAAAUAUUUUUUGUCACAACAUAUUUUAGCUUUUGUUGUGAACGACGUAAGAAUAUUUCAAUUAUAACCAUUUUACUUUAUUGUAUGUUUAAGAAAUUCUGUGUUGGUCUUUCUUCGGUGAAAGCUAUAGGUAAUGGAAUGGUGAAAAUGCGGUAUGUAUCGCAAGAUAUGUCAGGCACGUGUAGCUGUUUAUAUUUAAUAUGCGUGAUGUUAUUAUAUGGAUCUAAAUGAAUGCUGGGGUGUUUUGUUAUUUCCUUUCACAUUGUACUAAUGUUAAAAUAUAAUGUACUUAAGAGGCUUAUGACGUUAGUAACAAAUUAAAUUGUAAUUUUACAGGAUACUAGACUUGAUAUGAACUUAAAUUCUGUUAUAAUUGCAUCUACUCUUAUGCAACAUAAAAGGUAAUUUGAAGUAGAUGUGGGGGUAGGGCUGAUUUCCAUGGGGAAGAAGAGCCAGAUACAUUUUGAAUGGUGUGAAACGUAGGGUAGGAUAGAGUAAACGUUUAAUUGCAAACAACACGCCCAUCUUUAGCACACGUUCUGACGUUCAUCAGCUCUCGUGUUCGGGCCGGAAGCGUGAAACCCACGUACAAAAUCAACCAUAAAGCAGGGUUCAUAUGGGUCAUAAAAGUCCUGGAAUUUUGAUUUCGGUUAUGGAAAAUUAAAAUUAGUUAAUAAUUACUCAUACCCACCCUCUAUCCACAUGCAGUAACACGAAUAAAUUUGCAUUUCGCGUCAAAACACUGUAAUAGUAUUAGAUUAUAUUGAUGAUUACAAAUCCAGAGGCGGAUCUAGGGGGGCCAGGGGUAUUCGAUUAUAUUGAUGAUCACAAAUCCAGAGGCGGAUUUAGGGUGGGGGCAGGGGUAUUCGAUUUUAUUGAUGAUCACAAAUCCAGAGGCGGAUCUAGGGGGGUCAGGGGUAUUCGAUUAUAUUGAUGAUCACAAAUCCAGAGGCGGAUUUAGGAGGGGCCAGGGGUAUUCGAUUAUAUUGAUGAUCACAAACCCAGAGGUGGAUCUAGGGGGACAGGGGCCUGGGCCCCCCCUAAAUGUUUCAAUAGUUAUAAUUUUAUUAUAUAUUAAUUUUCAUUAUUUUACGACCUCCCCCAAAGUUCCCUUGGCAUUCCACCUCACGACACUGGGGCACCCUAAUGGAUUUUCUGGAUCCGCCACUGAAACCUUUAAAAUUCUUAAAAAGAGAUAAUGGAAGACGACAUUAAAACUCUUGGUAUUUGGUUGACAACAAAGAGUAUGAACCCUUUUAUAUGAGAGGAAGGAACCCAACCCUUCCAGCACCGUAUCCUGGCUUCCGCGAUUUGGUUUCAGCUACAGGAUGUCAGAAUGAUUUUUCUUUUCUUUGAUCCUUUUCCAGUUUAUUUUCCUUCGAUUUUGUGUGUGCGGAGUUGUUGCAUGCUUUGUUUCUCCAGUGUAAAGUGGUUGCAAUAGUUCAGAAAAUAAAAUGACUAAAAUGA